GUUACAUCGGAUUGGUUCGUCAGAACCUUUCAAAAAGAGUGCGCGAGGGUUGUUGAGUUUCCAGUAGUUUAGACUCAAUCCAACUGCUUGUGAUUGUUUUUUUUAAAUUAUGUAAAAUAUUGUAUGCGGUUUCUCUAACCCCCCUGCGUACAGUAUGAAGUGUUUAAAAGUGGACGAUUACAUCCAGCGGACCACAUCCAAAGCACAGACGGAGCAGCUACACCAAGAACUGGAGGAUGAUGUGAAGAACAGUCCAGGACUCCAGGGUCGCACGCUGUCUGACAGGAUCAUCAGAGCGUGUAACCAUCAGCUCGGAGGUGGACACCUGCAUCCAGAGCACGUUAGCCAGCUUGUCAAGCUGGUGGAGCUUUCUCUCCGGAUUUAUGAUGUUUCUGCAGAGCUCAUUCCUCACAGCGUUCCCCUGUACAUGGAAAAAAUACUUUUCCACAUUGUCAAGAACCUGAGCUCCCAAGAAGCUUUCAGUCAAUGCAGCAAUGUGGCCGAAUUGCUGUGGGAGAGGCUAGCUACAGCUCAACAGGGUGAACAGUACACAGCUAUUGUGCGGAGCUGCUUCUCUGUUCUCUGGACUGGACUGUCUGCUGACAAAGUCAAGAAAACCUUCAAUCCCCAAGAGAGAUUUUUGUGCCAGAUUCAGGCUCUGAGCUUCCUCCUGCUGUUGGACUCUACAAAUGAGGCGUCAUCCUUGUCUAAUGUUCCAAUAUACGCAGAAUACGCAGUGGCAGAAUUUGAGGGUAUCUGUGGUAGUUUGUCCAGGGAGGGGGCAAAUGCCGUUGUCCAGAAAUUGCGCUCGCUUUUUGACAAUCACUACAGCCGUAGUCAGGGUUGCAACGGCAAAGGAUCUAAGCAGAAAACUAAGAAUUCGAGUGUAUACCUGUUUUGUGAAAUGCUGCUGGUUGUUACCAGGAUGCUUUGCAAGGUCGGCCACUAUAAUGUGGCCUCCGCUUUCCUAAAGGAAACCAGUCUUAAGGUCAGUGACUGCACAGGCUGUGAGUGCACGGCCCUGGUGCUUGGUAAACUGGCGAUAGACGUUCAUUCGUCCAUGAAGGCCGGCGCGGGGAACGGUCAGGCACUGACCAACUGCGCUAGGGCUUUGAGGUCGAUCUCUGUGGAGCUGGAGGACCAAGAAGCUCGUGCAGUUCUACAAGGCUGUGAUCUGGUGGUGUGGGCUGUGGAGCAGACUCAGAAACAGGCCUUCACUGCCGUCGAUCUCCUGGCAUGGUUUUCAUUCCUUGAGGAGCACCAGGAAUGGAUGGUGAAGUUGCAGGGGAAGAUUAUGACAUGCAACUCUGAGAAACUGCAACAGAGUCUGUGCUUCAGUAUGUACCAAGGCUUCGUUUUCGCUUACGAGAGCCUGCAGGCCUCACAGCUGGAGGACAACGAUGCUCUGCACAGAGUUCUGCUCUACUGUAAAGCCACCGCUGGGAAGAUGAUGACGGAGCUGCACAAGCUGCCGAGUGAGAGCCUUCUCACCAAAGCAGUGAUUGCUGUCAGCAACCUGGUGUGUGGACUGUACAACCGGCAUCAGUUUGACCAGGCCUUCCAGCUCGUCGAGGUUGUCUGCAGGGAUCUGUGCAGGAAUUCCCCCGUUUCACUCUCUGUUGACAGGCUGAGUCGGCCUUUCAUGUUGGCUGUGCAGACGUCUCGAAAGGCCGGACACCUGGAGCAGGCCCUGGACUGGGUGAUCCACUGGCUGAAGGCACUCGGUGACAAAAUACUUCCACACAUGGCCGAACCCAUUUCACUGUGGGUAAAAAUCAAGAUCGACGCGGCUCGUAGCUCUGAGGAGGACAUCCGACUGAGGACGCUCCGUGAUGGUUUUGGUCCUGACGUUCCUGGUGAAGAAGUCAUGCUCGGCCUUUUGGAGGAAGAGCUGCGAGCCUAUAAGGACGUAGCGGGCGACACUGCCUCGGAGCGAUACAACACACUGUGCGAUCUCCUGGAUAUCUGUCACGAGGACGGCUCUCACACGCACCUCCGCGCCGUUUACCUCUGUGAAAUGGCUCAAGUCGUGUGUUUUCAGGAUUUCAGCGAACAGACCGACUGCUCUGCAGUUGAUUUUACACACGAAGCGCUGCGACUUUUGGAGGAAGAACCAGUAACGGCGAAGAACGCCGACAGACUCAAAGACGACAAGGCCCGCGUUUUGCUGUGGCUCUACAUCUGCACACUGGAGAAGAAUCUCCAGGAGGCUGUUGACGGAGCCAAAGAACAGCAGGAACAGAAGCGAGAGGCCAAUCCAAUAGGAACCAACGACUUUGAUUAUGAAGCGGAGAAGAAAUUCCAGGACAGUUUUCAGGUUUACGACGGCCUGCAGUUCAACCUGGCGUCAGAGCACAAAAUGUGCAAACCGUUGGAGCGAGCGUUGAAGGAGUGGACGGCUCUUCUGCAGAGUGGAGCUCUGCCCUCGGUCAGGUCCCCCAAACAAACCUGCAGCUCCAUCGCUCUGACGGCUGCUCUCUUCAGACUUAUGGGCAAACCGUUGAUGGCCUUGGAGGCGUACCAACUUUCAACCGGGCUGUCACGCCUCCUUCCUGACCCGCAGCAGAGCGUCAGCUCACUGUGUCAGUCAGCCAGCGUCCUUCUGGAUUUGGGUGCCCCUGAUUUGGCCUUGGUCCAGUUACAGCAGGCUGAAGAGGAGCUUCCCUCGGAACCCCCCGGCGAGGGUCCGUCCUCCCUGUCCAUGCUGCUGCUUCUGUUGAAGGCUCAGUAUUACUACAGCACAGGGAAGGUGGCUGAAGGAGUUCCUCUUUUGUGUGACGUGCUGAAACAAGUGAACGAGUGCAGACAAUCGAAGAGUUGGUACCUGCUGCGUGCUCGGGCUCUGCAGACCUGCAGCGCUUACCUGAAUCUGGACACAGCUGUGCUGCCACAGGCCGAGCGCAGACUCGUGUCACAGCACGGGUUCGGCAGCCCAGACUCCCCUCUGUAUGAAGGUCUGAAGCUUCUCUGCAGCCUGUUGGUCACUUUGGUGGGAAAAGGUCUUUAUGGGACCAACGACGGCAGUUCAGACGUGCGCUUUAUCGACCAAGGCGAUAACCUGUUGGUGAAAUGGCAGCUGCUCUCUGACCUGUUGAACUGCUCAGUGAGGAUGGUGGCUGUGAGGAGCAGCUGUGGGGCCGUCAACGACGCCAGGCUCCAGUGUCUGGAAGCCCUCAAACUGGCCAACAAGCUUCAUGCACCGGGCCAAUGUGCUGAGCUGCUGGUGAUAAAGGCAGAGUUGGAGCUGAUCCAGGGGGAGACGAGGGAAUGUGGCUCUGACCUGAACAGAGUCGCUGACCUGCUGGACCUCUGCACAGAUUUUUCUGAUCCAGCCCAAAAGGCCGAGGGGAAGAUCAAACCCAGGAAAAGUGUGACUUAUACUCCAGGAAAAUAUAAUUUUCAUUAUGCAUUAUUUCUGAUGCAGGUUGAGUUCAGUGAUGAGAGCGACUCUGAGGCUGCUGAAACCAAAGACAUCCCUCAAAAAAGGCCGGCUACGAGAAGAACGGCGAAGGUUGCUAGUGCGGUCCCAGAUUUACCCGCUGAGAAACAACUGCCCAAGAGACAGACCAAGGGCAAAAAAAGCACCGCAGUGGCUCCGUCCACGUCCUCGGAGGACGACGCCUGUCAGCCGGUCUCCACGAGGAGAGGAAGGAGCAGGAAGGAGGCGCCCCAGAAAGACAUGGAGACGUUAGAAGAACCGGACAAAAUGAGGGCCAUCGAGGAGGAGGAGGAGUCAAAGGGCGUUCUCGACAUCACCAUCGAAGAGCUCAGAACGUCAGAUAACGACUUUGAUGACAGCCCUGCCUCAAAUCUGGAAAUAUUGCGUCGAGAUGUGUGUGGCCUGGAUAAAGAUGGCUUUACUGAGCUGAAGACCAAAGGUCAUGUGACUGAAGGUCCACAUACCCAACUUUCUGAUUUGGACACCAGAACAGAACAUCUCUCCCUGGAGGAGGUUCAGGUGUUGCUCCGUUCUGCCUGGCUGACCCUGCAGCACUUUCCUAAUCCCAACAUUUUUCCUACCCUGAGUUCUCUCCUGGCUUUGGCUCUGGGACAGAAGGACCCGGUUGCUACAACGAUGCUACACGCUCAGUCGCUGGGCGUCACGAGCCGCCAUCGCACCAUCAGGCACCUGGCCAACUGUCUCAAAAAACUGAGGAAGUCCUCCGGUGAACUGUCAGACAAGAUGAACGCCCUGAGUCUGAAAGAUCUGAGUUCCACUGAGUCUAAGUCUUCAGCUGAACAAAGGCUCACGCUGUUAGAAAACGUCUUCUCCUUCCCCCACGCCGACUCCUCGUCGUUCCCCCAAAGUCACUGCCAAGAGUUUCAGGAGCAGCUUCAACACCUGCCCUCAGGAGUAACUGUCUGUAUGAUGUCUGUGUUUGGACUGAAACCUGGAGAAAUGGGCGACAGCAUCUUACUGUCACGUCUCGAGAAAGGAUCUGACCCAGUUACUGUUCACAUCCCCACGUCUAAGAUGCAGCGUCCAGUCAGUUGGCUGGUGCAGGAGCUGGACAGUAUCCUGGUGCAACAGAAGGCUGUGAGCUGUGUGACUGAAAAGGCCAAGUGGUGGGAGGGACGGAGGACGUUAGACUCUAGAGUUGAGCACCUGUUGACGGUAAUGGAGGAAAUGCUCGGAUGCUGGAAGAGUUUUCUUCUGCCGUCGUCUCCAGAUCCACAGCUGUCCAGACAGACUCAGCAUCUGAGCAGAGGGUUGUCUUCACGAGGACUGACGUGUAGUGAAGAGAUGUUAAAGGCUGUUCUGUCUGCAUUUCCUGCGCUCUCCCAGGAAGACGUGCAGAGAUUCAGUCUCGGGGUUUCUCCACACUGGGACGAGGAGUGUGACCAGCUCCUCUGUUCAGCUGUGUCUGGACUGUCCAAGAUAGAGCAGCCCCGCGGUCAUGUGGUUCUCAUCCUGGACAAGUAUCUCCAGAGGUUGCCGUGGGAGAGCGUCUCCAUUUUGAGGUCUCACUCCGUCAGUCGGAUGCCUUCCCUCCACUCACUGAUGGGACUGAGCGUUCAGAAGGAGACUGACUCUCACUCCAUCUUGAAGCACGGUGUUGAUACCAAAAAAGUAUUUUAUGUGCUGGACCCUGAUGCUAAUUUGGGCCACUCUCGGGAUCAAUUCAAAGAAUGGUUUUGCAGUAGACCUGACUGGGAGGGUGUGUGUGGUGUGGCUCCUGACUCUCGUCAGCUAGAAGAAGCUGUGGCAACCAAGGAUCUCUACAUUUACGUUGGUCACGGAGCAGGAUCUCGGUUCUUGGACAGUCAGAUGAUCCUGAAGCAGCAGAUGAGAGCGGCUUCUCUGCUCUUCGGCUGCAGCAGUGCCGCUCUGGCAGUGCGAGGCAACCAAGAAGGUCAAGGAAUCAUCCUCAGCUACCUGAUAGCAGGCUGCCCUUUUAUUUUAGGAAACCUAUGGGACGUGACAGAUCGGGACAUCGAUCGUUUCACCAAAGCCUUGCUGGAGUCGUGGUUAUCUGCUGGCUCCGGGGCCUCCCUGCUGCAGUACAUGAGCCAGUCACGUCAGGCCACACAUCUGAAACACCUGAUAGGAGCUGCACCUGUGGUCUACGGCCUCCCUGUCCACCUGCAGUAGACGACCAAGGAAGUGUUUUGUCUUUCAAAAUUCAUGGCUUUUUUUUUUUGUAAUUUUUUUUUAACGUUUUGAACUUGACUGAUGCAUCAUUUUAUAGUUCAACAAUCUAAUGUGUUUUGAUUUAAUUAUUAAAUGUAUUCUUACACACAUUUUAUGACUGUUGUGGAUAUAAUAUGAUGCAGAGUGUAGUAAAUUAUUUUGGACUUUUAGUCAAAUUUGACUGCUUUUAAUUUUUAAAGAUAAAAAUUUAAUGGACUGUACUUUUUAUCAAACUUAAUUGUACAAACAUAUGUACAUUUUACAGGUAAAGUAUAGAGUUUAAUAAACAUUAUAUAUUUCUGACCUCUGAACGUCUCACAUUGUCUUCAAUCGCUAGUUCAUCACUAGUGUUCUGAUAUAUUUUGUGUUUCUGCUACAUUGUUAUUGCAGGUUUAUGACUUUUGUUUUGAUAAGGUCACACUACCUUAAAUGCACAAUCUUUGGUCAUGGCAAUAAAUAGGCAAAAUUUAACCCAGUUUACUUCCAGUAAGUUUCCCUGAUGUUUGUGAUUUAACCUGUUUUGCAAAUGUAAUUUCAUUUAAAAUGUUUUGAAAAAUGUCUUACAUUUGGAACAAAUGUAAGACACACUA
This is a messenger RNA of Cynoglossus semilaevis (tongue sole), 6222 nucleotides long. RefSeq names its product extra spindle pole bodies like 1, separase (gene espl1). The record is from RefSeq and is a predicted model, not a curated record. Bases 155 to 5593 code for a protein of 1812 amino acids. Lineage: Eukaryota; Metazoa; Chordata; Actinopteri; Pleuronectiformes; Cynoglossidae. The transcript has 32 exons. Gene Ontology annotation, biological process: meiotic chromosome separation; proteolysis. Gene Ontology annotation, molecular function: cysteine-type endopeptidase activity. Gene Ontology annotation, cellular component: mitotic spindle; nucleus; cytoplasm.